Messenger RNA from Miscanthus lutarioriparius, 3078 nucleotides. The record is from the annotation of a GenBank genome assembly. NCBI's taxonomy places the organism in Eukaryota, Viridiplantae, Streptophyta, Magnoliopsida, Poales, Poaceae.
AUGGAGUGCGCUGACUACCUGAUCGAGGUGGGCAGAAUGGCGACGGUGGCGGACCCGCUGCGGUGGACGAAGCAAUGGAGGAAGGCCACCAACGUCAUCCGGACGUGCCACAGGCUGGCCCGCCUCACUCUCUCCCGGGCCAUCCUGCGACGGACCGGCUCCUACGUCGAAAUCAAGAUCCACGACGAGACCGACGGCGACUGCGACACCGGCGCCGCCGCCGCCGCCAGCACGUCGCGGUACGGCGACGCUUACGCCGCGCCGGCGGAGUUCUCUGUCGCCGCGGACGACGAGGGCUUCAGGCGCCUGGUCAAGGACAAGCGCCACGACUCCUUCCGCCGCCUGGGCGGCGCCGCCGGGAUCGCGUCCGCGCUGGCGUCGGACGCGGAGGCCGGCAUCCGCGGCGACGACAGCGACGUGCGGCGCCGCCGGGAGGCCUUCGGAGGGAACACGUACCCGCGGAGGAAGCCCAAGGGGUUCUGGACCCACGUGUGGGACGCGCUCAACGACGUCUUCCUCCUCGUGCUGCUCGUCUGCGCCGCCGUCUCGCUGGGCUUCGGCAUCAAGGAGCACGGCCUCAAGGACGGCUGGUACGACGGCGUCAGCAUCUUCCUCGCCGUCUUCCUCGUCGCCGCCGUGUCAGCGAUCAGCAACCACGGCCAGGCCAGGCGCUUCGACAGGCUCGCCACCGAGUCCGACAACAUCGCCGUCGCCGUCGUGCGCGGCGGCAGGAGGCAGGAGGUCUCCAUCUUCGACGUCGUCGUGGGAGACGUCGUGGUGCUCAACAUCGGCGACGUCGUGCCUGCGGACGGCGUCUUCUUUCAGGGCCACGCGCUGCAGGUGGACGAGUCCAGCACGACCGGCGAGCCGCACCCUGUUGACGUCGACGCCGAGAAGAGCCCCUUCCUCGCCUCCGGCGUCAAGGUCAUCGAUGGAUACGGACACAUGCUCGUCACCGCCGUCGGCACGGACACCACCUGGGGCGAGAUGAUGGGCAGCAUCACCAGGGAGAAGACCGAGCCGACGCCGCUCCAGGAGCGCCUCGAGGGCCUUACCUCCAGCAUCGGCAAGGUCGGGAUCGCCGUCGCGGUGCUCGUCUUCGCCGUGCUCACCGCGCGGCACUUCACGGGAAGCACCAGGGACGAGCAGGGCAAGCCGACGUUCGACAGGCAGCACGUCACCUUCAACAGCGUCUUCACCGCGCUCGUUGGCAUCUUCCAGCAGGCCAUCACCAUCAUCGUGGUGGCGAUUCCCGAGGGCCUCCCGCUCGCGGUCACGCUGACGCUCGCCUUCUCCAUGAAGCGGAUGGUCAAGGAGCACGCGCUGGUGCGCACGCUCUCGGCGUGCGAGACCAUGGGCUCGGUAACCGCCAUUUGCACCGACAAGACGGGCACUCUCACGCUGAAUCAGAUGAAGGUGACGGAGUUCUGGGUCGGCACCGACCACCGACCCAAGGAGAUCACCGGCACCGUCGUCAGCUUGCUGCACCAGGGAGCUGGGCUCAACACCACCGGAAGCGUGUACAAGCCGAACAACGCCUCGCCGCCGGAGAUAUCGGGCAGCCCGACGGAGAAGGCUCUGCUGUCCUGGGCCGUGGAGGAGCUCAGCAUGGACGCCGACGCGCUGAAGAGGAGCUGCAAGGUGUUGCACGUCGAGGCGUUCAACUCCGACAAGAAGCGCAGCGGCGUGAUGAUCAUGGACAACGCGACUGGCGCGGUGACCGCGCACUGGAAAGGCGCCGCGGAGAUGGUUUUGGCGAGCUGCUCAGCGUAUGUCGGUUCAGACGGCGCGGCACGCGAACUCGAGGCGGGGAAGAGGAGGAAGCUCGAAGAGAUCAUCAGUGAGAUGGCGGCCGCCAGCCUCCGGUGUAUCGCCUUCGCCUACAAGCAUGUCGACGGUGAGGACUCCAAGAUCGACGACGAAGGGCUGACACUGCUCGGCUUCGUCGGCCUGAAGGACCCCUGCCGGCCAGAGGUCAGGACUGCCAUUGAGGCCUGCACCAAGGCGGGCGUCGCGGUGAAGAUGGUCACGGGCGACAACAUCCUCACGGCCCGUGCCAUCGCCAUGGAGUGCGGAAUCAUCUCGAACAGCGACCGUGACGCCAUUGUGAUCGAGGGGCAAGAGUUCCGCGCCAUGUCGCCGCAGGAGCAGCUGGACAUCGUGGACCGCAUCCGCGUCAUGGCGCGGUCUUUGCCCAUGGACAAGCUGGUGCUGGUGCAGCGCCUGAAGCAAAGGGGCCACGUGGUCGCGGUCACCGGCGACGGGACCAACGACGCGCCGGCGCUCAAGGAGGCCGACGUGGGCCUGUCCAUGGGCAUCCAGGGCACCGAAGUCGCCAAGGAGAGCUCCGACAUCGUCAUCAUGAACGACAACUUCGACACGGUGGUGACGGCCACCCGGUGGGGCCGCUGCGUCUUCAACAACAUCCAGAAGUUCAUCCAGUUCCAGCUCACCGUCAACGUCGCCGCGCUCAUCAUCAACUUCGUGUCGGCGUUAACCUCUGGCAAGAUGCCGCUGUCCACCGUGCAGCUGCUGUGGGUGAACCUGAUCAUGGACACCAUGGGCGCGCUGGCGCUGGCGACAGACACGCCCACCAAGGGGCUCAUGCGCCGCCCGCCCAUCGGCCGCACGGCGCCGCUCAUCAGCAACGCCAUGUGGCGCAACCUCGCCGCGCAGGCGGCGUUCCAGGUCGCCGUCCUCCUGGCGCUGCAGUACCGCGGCCGGGAGAUCUUCGGCGUCAGCGAGAAGGCCAACGGCACCAUGAUCUUCAACGCCUUCGUGCUCUGCCAGGUGUUCAACGAGUUCAACGCGCGGGAGAUCGAGCGGAGGAACGUCUUCGCUGGCGUGCUCCGCAACAAGAUGUUCCUGGGCAUCAUCGCCGUGACGAUCGCCAUGCAGGUGCUCAUGGUGGAGCUGCUCACGAGGUUUGCCGGCACCCAGAGGCUUGGCUUGCCCCAGUGGGGUGUCUGUGUCGCCAUUGCCGCGAUGUCGUGGCCCAUUGGAUGGGCCGUCAAGUUCAUCCCCGUGCCUGAGCGGCCGCUACGUCAGAUCUUAGCAACAAGGAGGAAAUUAUUCUAA